Molecule: messenger RNA, 4945 nt
Organism: Drosophila erecta
Lineage: Eukaryota; Metazoa; Arthropoda; Insecta; Diptera; Drosophilidae
Gene: Asap
Product: arfGAP with SH3 domain, ANK repeat and PH domain-containing protein
Exons: 12
Coding region: 577-3960 (1127 amino acids)
Biological process (GO): positive regulation of GTPase activity
Cellular component (GO): cytoplasm
Molecular function (GO): protein binding; GTPase activator activity
Source: RefSeq, a predicted model, not a curated record
UAGCAGGGGUGCUAUCGAUACAUCAUCGAUAGGGUAACAACAGCGAGACGCCAGCAGCACAAAAUCGCAAUAAAACAAAAGUAUUAAAUCACGUCUAAAGUUAGGUCGACCAUGUCCAGUGCCGCGAGACCCAGUCCCAGUACCAGUCCGAGUGUGUUCCUGAUCCUGCCAUGAUUGCCGCAAUUCCGGGUACUGCGCACUUCCCUCACCCAGAGCCAAAGUUAAUUGUGCAUCGCGAGUAGUACUAACAGUACCGAAAACGCAGAAAAGCGAAAAGCAAAAACAGAAAUCGCAAGAGGAUGAUGAGAACGUCAGUGUGUGGAUAUAUGGAUAUAGUGCCAGGGAAAGUGCGACGAGCAACAAUACAAAUCGGGAGUGAACAAAGCCGCGGAGACACGUACAGUGCUUAAAGGCGUUAUCCUGGUUUCUCAGCUAUUCGCCAUCCCGCUCCCACUCCCGUUUUGCUCCCGUGCCACGGCCUUGGGCGUGAGCUGGUGUGCGUGUGACUCGCGUGUGUGCGUGUGAGUAAGAGAUACGUUGUAUAUACCAGGACAUCGGGAUAUCCUGAGCAGCAAAAUGCCGCCAUCCCUGAUUGCCGUGUCCGAGUUCGUGGAGGAGACGCGCUCCGACUACAGCUCGCCCACCACCUCCACCUUCGCCUCCCGGAUGCCCGACUGCCGCCACACGAUUGGCGUCCUGGAAGAGAGAUUGGAGUUUGAUCGGGAGGGUCUAACUAAGUUGAAGAAAGCUGUCAAGGCUAUCCACAACUCUGGAAACACCCAUGUGGACAAUGAGAUGUUUAUGGUGCGAGCUUUGGAGCGGUUGGGCGGCAAGGUCAUUGAGCAGGAUGAGCCGGACAUCGGCGCCGCGUUCCUUAAGUUCAGCGUUGUUACUAAGGAGCUCAGCGCACUGAUGAAAACUCUGAUGCAAAACAUCAACAACAUUGUGAUGUUUCCGGUGGACUCAAUGCUGAAGAGCGAGCUGCGGGGUGUGAAGGGGGACAUGAAGCGGCCGUUCGACAAGGCGGCCAAGGACUACGAGGCAAAGUUCAUCAAGAUUGAGAAGGAGAAGAAAGCCCAGGCCAAAGAGGCGGGUAUGGUGCGUACAGAGAUCGACGCCGCUGUAGUGGCCGAAGAAAUGGAAAAGGAGCGUCGACUCUACCAGCUGCAGACCUGCGAGUAUUUGCUGAAGUACAAAGACAUUAAGACCAAGACGGGAAUCGAGCUAUUGCAGCACCUUAUUGAGUAUUAUCAUGCGUUAAGCAACUACUUUAAGGACGGCCUCCAGACGAUCGAGCACUUCGGCACGUACAUCGGCGACCUCAGCGAGAAGCUACAUGAGAUCAAACAGAAGCAGGACGAGGAUCGUCGCAGUUUGCUGGACUUGCGAACAGUUUUGCGCAGUACUCCAGAUUUUGAGCGAGUUGACAAUGUGCCAUCGUCGGAGAGCCGAAGUGGGGGAGCUGGUUACUCCCUCCAUCAGUUGCAAGGUGACAAACACCACGGCGUCACUCGGCAAGGUCACCUUUUCAAGAAGAGCGAGGGAAAGGUGCGUCGCGUGUGGCAGAAACGACGAUGCCGUGUCACCAGCGAUGGCUUUCUGGACAUCUUCCAUGCCGACGAGUCAAAGCCACCAACACGCGUUAAUUUGCUCACUUGCCAGAUUAAGCCGGUGCCGGAUGACAAGCGUGGAUUUGAUCUUAUCAGCUACAAUCGCCCGUAUCACUUUCAGGCGGAGGAUGAAGGCGACCAGAAGGCAUGGAUGGCCGUCCUGGUGAACUGCAAGGAGAAAGCACUUACCAAGGCGUUCCAGCACGCCAAUCCGCAGAUGAGUCCAAGUCUGGUGGAAUUACAGAAGACUGUGAUCCGAUAUGUACAGCUACUGCCUGGAAACGAUCGGUGCUGUGACUGUGGAUCGCGGAACGAUGUGACCUGGAUCAGCCUAAACUUUGGCAUUCUGGUGUGCAUUCAGUGCUCGGGCGUGCAUCGCGACCUGGGCGUACAUCACUCGCGCAUCCAAAGUCUUACGCUGGACAACUUGACGACGGCUAACCUGUUGAUUGCUCGUGCCAUGGGCAACAGCACGCUGAACGAUAUUAUGGAGGCGAAACUGGGAAGGGGCAAGCUUCAACACGAGAGCAGCAUGGAAGAGCGCUACGACUUUAUUCGCGCCAAGUAUGUUGCCAAGCGCUAUGUCAUGCGCACCUGCUCGGAUGACAACGACCUACGGUGCGACUUGGAGCAGGCAGUGGUUAAUGCCGACAUGAGUCAGUUGCUCCAGGUGUGGGCGGAAGGAGCGGAUCUCACUUGCUGUCUGCCCAGCUCUGAUGCAGGAGAGACGGCACUUCAUCUGGCCGUGCUGCGCGAGAUGGGAUCCACGCUGCACAUAGUCGACUUUCUCAUCCAAAAUAUGCCGCCCAAAGGUCUUAACAAGGCUACCAACCCAGCCGGCCUGCUGGAUGUGACGGGAAAGAAUACGGCGUUGCAUCUGUGCGCUCUUCACGAUCGAAGGGAGUGCAUGAAGCUUUUGCUCCGCUCAGGAGCGGACUAUGAACUCAAGAACUCACAGAACAAAACAGCGCUAGAUAUUGCCAAAGAAAUGGGACACAAUAGCUGCAGGGAGCUCAUUGAAUGUGCCAUUAAGCGGGAGAAGAGCGCCUUCGACCACAUCAACACUGACUGGAAUCUGCCAAACGAGGAUGGUUCCACGGAUUUCAGCGACGAUGAAACAGUCAUCGAUGAGCGCUCCAGUUCUAGUCCAAUCGCCAAUUGUCCGAGUCGGCAAUUUACUCUACCCUCGGGUCUGCCGAGCUAUACACAUUCUGCAGGGACUUCGCCCAAACAGCACGUAAAUGUGGGACAGUAUCUAGGCAGUGCUAGCAAUGUUGGAGGUGGUGGGGCUGGGAAUGGCGGUUCAAGUCCCAGUUCCGCCUCUAGCCAGAGCGUUCGUGCGGCGAGAAAUAGCUUGAAUAUGCAAAGCGACCUGGGCGGCCAUGUGACAGGCGCUCGCAAGUCAACAUCUACGGCCAACAUGAAUUCGCUAAAGAAGCGUACAGCACCAGCUCCACCGCCCGGGACAUUGGGCAGUGGCUCGUCGAGCUCUUUUUACGGCACAUUGCCUCAUCCUCCACGCCAUUCGCAGAACUUCGAUGCCAGUGACAUUCGAGCCAUUAAUCACAAGAACCAGUCGCUGGACGUUGCGUAUGGCACGCUGCCGCACCUUCGAAGCGUAGAAAGCAGUCCUAGAGGCGGAGGUGGAUACGGGUAUGGAGUGUCACAGGAUCCUGGAGGAUCUGGAAACGGAAGCAACAACAGUCUUAUGCCUGCCAUGACUACCUUCGGCCACAAGCGUUCACCCAGCGGUGAGUCGCUGAACAGGAAUAUCCAUUUAGCGGGCGCCAAGCUAGUUCUGCCGCCAACCGGUGAGUUGCCUACGCUAAAGCAUGUGGACAAAUCGGCGUUAACGAGGCCAAAGAUUCCCCCACCAGGACCGCCAUCAGAGCGUGAAAUAUCAAACGGACAGUCGAACGAGAGCAUAAGUUCCAUGGACGAGGGCCCAGUGGCGCCUCCCCGUAAGCUGGUUAAUCAGUCGGCCAAUUUCCCCGACUACGAGUCGUGGCAUACGGAUAUGGACAGCUCUGGGGGCGGCCUAGACCAUUCAGCCGAGUCGAAUGUGUCCUCGAGCGACAACGACCGACUGAAUUCAUCGCCGGACAAUCCGUCGAAAACCGGUGGGGCUGGGCUGGGCGGAAAGUUCCACUAUAAUGGUCAGAGGCGGUGCCGAGCUCUCUACGAUUGCGUGGCGGACAACGAUGAUGAGCUAGAGUUCAAGGAAGGUGAGAUUUUGAUCGUGCUAAAUGAGCGCACCGACGACGAGAACUGGAUGGAGGGCAUUAUUGAGGGACAACCGGCGAGGAAGGGCAUGUUUCCUGUCAGUUUCGUGCAUAUGCUGCCUGAUUAAUCAAUCCCCUGUUUGUGCUGAGUUUGUGGCUGAGCGUGAUUGUAUAUAGAUAUAUAUAUAGAUGUGUGUAUGCGUCUUUUAAACUCUAAUGACAUAUAUUAAUGAUUUAUUUAUUACGGCUAUUUUAUCACAAUGCGUGUGACUAUUAAUUUGCCUAAGACUAAACAUGUAAACGUCUCAAGUAAGUUACUUUUAGCCUAGAAGCCAACUACUCAUUUACACUUGUAUUUCAAUCAAAGCCUUUAAGUAGAGUUCUUCCUGUGCAUUUCACGUUGGCUUCCUUCCCAAGGUUAGCGCUUUAAUAACUAAAUAUGUCCUGCAAAUGCUGUAAUUCGUACCAUAACUAGAUCUAUCUUUAUCUUAGCCUAAAACGCUGUGCGCAAAAGUUACUCAAUGUCAGAAAAAUUGUCAGGAGAUCAAAUUAUGUAUUGUAUGCUUGUACUUUAUGCUGCCAUAAACAGAUACUAACGAUAUCCAGACAGGCCCCGACCUGGUCGGGAUCUUGGUUUACACUCGUACUCAAGUAUUCUAAAUCUGUUGUUAAUGGUUUGACGAAGAGUUUAUAAAACAACGUUGACAGAAAUAUCAAUUUAACCAAACCCAAGCCCAAACUAUCCAUAUUGCGGACAUAAUUUGAAAGCCACCAAUGCUAUUAUAAAGAAAUACGAGCAUUUUCGGCAAAAAGGAAAGCAAAAGCCCUUUGUACCUAGAAGUUGUUACCAAUUAAGUACCCAAUAUGUAUAAACGUAUAUAAAAAUUACAAACUGCAAGAUAUCAAUUAUCGAGAUUUGUUUAUCACAUAUGAUAAUUUUGAAAAUUCAAAGUGUAUAUAAUGAUUUUUUUAAGACACCACACACCUUUUUCUUUUUACUCAUUUUGUAUACACGUUUCAGUAUUUAUUUAGCAAAACCUUAAAACAUAUUGAUAUUAUAUGUAAGUCAAAUAAAAGGAAGAACAUAACGCUUAUUACAUAUAUAUACACAUA